Molecule: messenger RNA, 1560 nt
Organism: Arxiozyma heterogenica
Lineage: Eukaryota; Fungi; Ascomycota; Saccharomycetes; Saccharomycetales; Saccharomycetaceae
Product: putative asparagine synthase
Exons: 1
Coding region: 1-1560 (519 amino acids)
Molecular function (GO): asparagine synthase (glutamine-hydrolyzing) activity
Source: RefSeq, a predicted model, not a curated record
AUGUGUGGGAUUUUCCUUGUGUAUAAUCCCUUAGUGGGUUUUAAAGAUCAUUUUAAAGAGUUUUAUGAAGGCGAUCAAAUCAGUUUAACAGGUAAUGUUCUAAAUGGGUUAGAUCCUUAUAUCUCUGACAGAUUGAUUCCAUUAAUACAGAAUAGGGGUCCCAACUAUCUCUCUUUGAGAUCUAUUGAGUCCCUAAACACUCUCUGGGUUUCCUCCAUCUUAUCCUUAAGACAGCCGUUCACUACACAGAGUGUCGUUACUGCGAAUAAUAGAUUCAUUCUACAGUUCAAUGGAGAAUUAUAUAAUGAUGAAAUUCAAUACAAUGACACACAAUAUAUUGUCUCUUUGUUAUCAGAUGAAAAUAGUACUGUUCCAAACAUUAUACGUCAAUUGAAUGGGGAAUUCUCAUACACCAUCUUUGACACAUUAAAUAAUUGUAUAUAUUUCGGUAGAGAUCCAAUAGGCAAGAGGAGUCUUUCCUACCAUCUGAAUACUGAAAAUAACCAAUUAUCUGUGGCAAGUGUCACUGGGCAGUGUACCCAGGAUUACAUAAAUUGUAAAGCAGGUGUUAUCUAUCGAUAUGAUACUAUUCGUCAUACACUUGAUUCAAGUUUGUCUAUCCAGCCGCCUUAUAAAGUCACAAAUGUGAUUGACAUGGAACGAACUACGUUAAAUGAUACCGUUGACCAAUUAUACUUUGAAUUGGCACGAGCAGUACAAAGAAGAAUAGAUUCUAUUCAUCCAAGACAUGUAGAAAAUUCUCCAAUUGCAGUCCUUUUCUCCGGUGGUUUAGAUUGCUCUAUCCUGGUGGCUUUGAUAUGUCAACAUUUACUUGCAAAGGGUUCAAAGGAUACAGUUUUGGAAUUAUUAAAUGUUGCAUUUGAGAAUCCAAGAACUGGAUUGCAACCAUGUGAUGUUCCAGAUAGGAAAUUGGCGAUACAAAGUCAUCAAGUGCUACAAAAUUUGUUCCCUUCAAUCAAGAUUAAAUUGCUUGAGAUUGAUGUUCCAUACGAUGAAUAUUUGAAAUGUAGACCCCGUGUCAUUGAUCUAAUAUACCCAAAACAAACUGAAAUGGAUUUGUCCAUCGCUAUUGCGUUCUAUUUUGCUUCAAGAGGCGUUGGAUAUAUCACAGAGGACCAAGACCAAAGAAUACCAUACACACGGCAUGGAAUUGUUCUUUUUAGUGGAUUAGGUGCCGAUGAAUUAUAUGGUGGGUAUCAUAAAUUUAAUAAUAGGAGUUUUGAUGAACUGACUGUUGAAUUGGCUAGUCAAAUUAAUAAUAUUCAUGAUAGAAACCUUAACCGUGAUGAUAAAGUGAUCGCUGAUAACGGUGUUGAAGUGAGGUAUCCCUUUUUAGAUAAUGAUGUAGUCAAAUAUUCCACCGAGAUGAUACCAAUCAAUUUUAAGAUGAGCAAACUGAUCUUAAGAGAAUUGGCUGAUAAAAAAUUAAAUUUAGGUUCUAUUGCUAUGGAGCCAAAAAGGGCUAUACAAUUUGGUAGUAAAAGUGCUAAAAUGACUAAAAAUGGGAACAAAAAUGGUACGGAUAUAUUGAAACCAUAG